AUGACCCAAUACCCGGAGGCGCUGUUAUUCACUUAUACCGAUGCCUACGCAGCAACACGCCCCCCUUCGCUUGUUGAGCUUAACAAAACUCGAGUGCCAUAUCUAGAGGGCGUACUGGAGGAGGCCCUCCGGUUACACGCGACCAGUGUAGCGCGGCAAGCCGUCUGGGACACUGAAGUUUUUGCACCAUCGCUUUCCGUCGACGAGAAACUGCGUAACAAGCAUACUAAGGCCAACGACCGGGAUGAAAGUCGCAACCUGAGCGCCUUCCACCCUGAGCGUUAG
Molecule: messenger RNA, 285 nt
Organism: Penicillium expansum
Lineage: Eukaryota; Fungi; Ascomycota; Eurotiomycetes; Eurotiales; Aspergillaceae
Product: Cytochrome P450
Exons: 1
Coding region: 1-285 (94 amino acids)
Source: RefSeq, a predicted model, not a curated record